UGGGCGCUCAGAGGCAACUCCAAGCAUUUCAGGCACCAUUCACCGGCUGCAAUCUUUGGCAGAACCUUACUGAGGGAACCCGCUUAACUUGGCAGUAUUUUCUCGGAAGAUUGCACGCAGUAGAAAAUCCGCAUUUCCUUCUUCCAUUAAGCGCUCCAAAGUGUAAACUAGAGAAAGUGAUCUUCCCAGGUCCGGAUCGAGCAGUUGAGGGAUAUUCUGGUCUUACUUGGCGGAAUAACGUUGCUGAUCUCCCUGCACACAGCCGCAGCAGACAGGCUGGAUAGUUGGAAGGAACUCCUGGAACUUGGCCCCAGCUGGGAAUAAAGUAGCGUUAUUAGUGAGCAGAGAGUUGAACUCAGUGUGAGGUUUUGAAAAAUCUUAACUGGAGACAUGGAUCAAUCUGGUCUGGUAGGAAAAGGCCACUGAGCUUCCACAGGUGUGGGUCCCAGGUCGGUCCCUGUCAUGAAUUGGCUUGGAGGUGACUCAUGACGUGGUGAUAUUCAGAGGGAUGUGUUUAUAACCUGAGCAUCUGGGAGGUCAAGAGGUAACAUACCUCUGUAAAGCAUCACUGGAAACAAAUGCUCGACUGCCAUGCCUCCUGGGACAGUGUGUUAUCUUUCAGCAUUAAUGGUCCAAGCGUUGUGGUGCCUCCUACUAAUGGCAAUUAGCUGGCCUUUCAUUUCGUCGUCCAGAGGUGUCGCACAAGCGUCAGAGUCUUCCCACUCUGACCUUUAUCCAACUUUUAUACGGAACAACACAGUAUUUGAGCACCUUGCCCUGCAUCCUGACCCCGGUGUAGGUUGGGUCUACAUUGGGGCCCGAGAUAGGCUGUUCCAGUUAAAUUCAUUUCUCCAGCUUAGGCUCCAGGAUGAUACUGGACCUGUCACAGACAACCCAGAGUGCUUGCCCCCUGUGACAGAGACCAACUGCCCUCAAGCAAGGGAAACUAGCAACCACAACAAGCUUCUGUUGGUCGACCCUUACUCUAUGGAACUUAUUACUUGUGGCAGUAUCAACCAAGGAAUCUGCCAGAAGCGUAACCUGACAUCAAUUAAUGUAGUGCUUUUUUCAACAGAGAAGCCAGUGGAAACUCAGUACGUUGCGGCUAACCACCCAAACGUUAGUACUGUUGGGCUUGUAGUUCGCCCUCAUCCUUACAGACAGCCAGUACUGUUUGUGGGGCGGGGUUAUACCAGCAGCCAUCCACCUAUUUCCACACGUAACCUUGCCCAGGAGCCCAUCUUUUCCUAUGAGGAGACUGCGAAGUUGGCUGUUGCCGGCCGUCUAUCAGAAUAUGAUCAUCACUUUGUAGCCUCGUUUGCCCACCGGCACCAUGUUUACUUCUUCUUCUAUAGGAGGGACCUGAAGUCACAGUCACGAGAGUACCGCACAUACAUCUCACGCGUAUGUUUGGAUGACCAGGCAUAUUACUCAUAUGUUGAAGUCCCACUGACCUGUCGCUCCAGGGCAGGUAAAAUUUAUAACCUCCUGCAAGCUGUACAGCUUGGGUUCUCAAAGGAUGGUGUUAAGAGUCAAGAUUCAGAGAUCCUUCUCGGAGUCUUCUCCACCCAUUUGACCUCAUCAUCUCGGCCAAGUGAGGACUCUGCUCUGUGCAUAUUUAACCUUGAAGAUGUGGACCGCAGGAUAAACUCAACUAGAGACCUGUGCUAUACACAAAUGGGUAGAGAAGCAGGAACGGAGGCUGCCUACAUCGAAUAUGAAGUCAAGUCUAACUGUGCCAAUCUUCCAGAGAACACCCUGGAUGCCUACCCUUGUGGAUCGGACCACACUCCCAGUCCCAUGGCUAGCCGGAUCCCUGUGCUAGUAGAGACAAUACUGGACAGCCCAUCUGCUCGGCUUACUGCUGUGGCUGUGAGCGUGAGGGCAGGACACACCAUUGCCUUCCUUGGAGACUCCAAAGGGAAAAUCCACAAGGUCUUCUUGGGGCCAAAUGGUGAGGUGGAGGAAUAUUCUGUGAUCUCCAUCCAGAAGAACGUGCCUAUCAGCUCAGACCUAAUUCUGGACGAGAAGGAGGAGCAUCUGUUCAUCAUGACCCGUAACAUGCUGCAGAAGAGGCCUGUGGCUGAAUGCCAGCAGCACCCAGACUGCCACUCCUGUCUGCUUGCCCAUGACCCGUACUGUGGCUGGUGUGUCCUGGAGGGAAGGUGUGUGCUGGAAUCUCAAUGCAGUCGUGGAAGCCAACAGGGUCAAUGGCUGUGGAGCUUCGACAUUGAGCAGCAGUGUUUGAGCGUUCAGGAACUGAACCCCUUGAACAUCAGCAGGGAGGAGCGCAAGAUGGUGUCCCUGUCCAUUCCAGGACUUCCGAUGUUGGAAAAGGGCGAGUCCUAUUCCUGCUUCUUCCAGGACAGCCACAGUCCUGCCACCAUCACUGAAACUGGAGUCACAUGCCAGUCUCCAGACUCCAGUAGAAUACCUAUGGUGACUCCUGGACAGGAUUUUGUCACUCUCACCUUGUCUGUUCGAUUUGGAGACGUCAUGGUCACAGCGAGGGAUUUCACCUUUUACAACUGUAUGGCAGUUAAGCAGCAGUCUGGGAGCACUCCCUGCCGUGGAUGUGUGCUGAGCAAAUGGGGCUGUAACUGGUGCGUUCACCAGCAUGCCUGUACCCACAAGCCCACGUGUGAGGAGGGAGUGAUCAUUUACAACCAACAUUUUAAACUCCCCACAUCUCCUCCUCCCAUCACCAAAACUAUAAAAGUCAUAUCAACAUCUGCUACCACAGCAACUGCUGCAACAACACUCACCAUGACAACCUCCACAACUUUCACAACAUCAUCAACAAUUAAAGCCACUACAGCAAGCCCUGUUCCUGUCACCAUAGUAACCAGUGGGGAGCUAGCCAACUCACCCCCACACACCACAGCUGCCAGGCCUCAACCCACCUGGCCCCAUGCUGUGCUCCCUCAGCCUUCCAGCACAGCUCCACCCCCUGACCUUUCCAGCAGGAGUGAAAGUUACAUUGCACCCGGGGGGCUCGUCAUUGUCACUCAAAAUAAGUCUGAAGAAGUUGCAGUGACGCCGAGUGUUGCCAUGGCCGCAGCAGCAGAGUUGACACCCAUCACUGGGGCUGAUGGUCUUAGUGGAGAUCAGGAGCCUGUGAUGCCUCUGAUCAUCUCAGAUGCCUCCACCCUGACAGUAGUGACAGAGUCACCAUCAAGUGACAUCCAGGAAGUGGAGGAGACUCCCACAGAGCCUCCCAUGCUGGCUUCACCUGACGCUCCCCUGCCCCCACCUAUAUCUGUUGGAGAAACAGCUGUCACUGAGCCUUCUCUUAACCUGGAACGGACUCAGAUUCCCUCUCUUAGCAAACCAGGAGGCCCCGGCACUGACCCCAACCUGGGCAUUACGUCAAAGGAAGUAGACACACUGCCUGAAGGUGCUGCAUUGGCAGAAGAGGACACAACUACACGUUCAGCUCCUACAGUGCUCUCAGGUGAUGGGGAAGACCAUGACCCCCCAUCAUAUGCACACCUCAGGGAAACAGACUCAGAUCCUGAGCUGGAUUACCAGUAUGACUCAGCUGAUGCCUUCCUACCGGGUGAUGAGGGUCCCUACAUCAGCUGGGGGUCUUCAGCAUGUCCCUGUGUGGAGAAGGUCCAGGGAUCGUCCCUGCUGCCUGUCCAAGUGGAGAGGAAGAUCACGUUACUGGCACACAACCUCCACCUCUAUCAGGAUAUAGACUUGGACUAUGAGUGUGUGCUGGUUAUUGAGGGCCAGACCGUGGUGGUGGACGCCUUUGUGGAACCGGAUGAUAUGAAUCCAUCUAACUUUUACAUCACCUGCCAGCUACACAAGUACACGUACUUGGCUCCGGAGGAAGAAUACAACGCCAUGGUGUAUGUGAAGAGGAGGAACACGUUUCAUGUGGACAGUUCUCCUAAUCUCUACGUGACCCUGUACAACUGCUCUGUGGGGCGGUCAGACUGCAGUCGCUGCCACACAGCUGACCAGAAGUAUGGCUGUGUGUGGUGCAGUGGUCCCAUCGCCAAAUGCUUGUAUUCAGACUCCUGCAGUGAACAGGUCCAACAGACAUGCCCCGCUCCUGUCAUUCACUGGAUUGAGCCACUCUCUGGCCUGCUGGAGGGAGGCACCUUAGUGACUAUUUCAGGGUCCAAUCUGGGCCAGAAGGCUGAAGACAUCCUCCACUCUGUGACAGUAGCUGGGGUGCCGUGUGUUGUCAUCCCAGACCUAUAUGAGGUCUCCUCCAGGAUUGUGUGUAGGACCCAAAGCAGCAGUGGAGAGAAGGAGGGCCCUGUGUCUGUGAAAGUCAGUGGGGGAGACCUGCGCAGUUCCACUCAGGCUUUCAGCUACCAGGACCCAUUUGUUAUGGCCGUCUCACCUGAGAGAGGUCCAAAGGCAGGAGGAACAACUCUGACAAUCAGCGGACGAAAGCUUCUGACAGGCCUUCCCUCUGACCUCACCAUCACUGUGGGAAGGGUCCCCUGUAAAAUAGUGUCGGAGGUGCAGAGCUCCAGUGUUCAGUGUGUAACAGGCACCAGUGGUGAAGCAGGAAGUUACCAGGUUACACUACGUUAUGGCAGCAUCCUGCGUCACCUCCACACUCCUCUCUACAGCUACACCCACAACCCCAACAUCACCCAUGCCGGGCCAGCCAAGAGCUUCCUGGAUGGUGGCCGACUGAUCAAUGUAUCUGGCCACAACCUGGACGUGGUGCAGAAGCCACAGAUGGUAGUGAACGUCUUCCCGCAGAAGUCCACAAGUCCAAACAGGAGGAAGAGGGGAAGAAGAAGAACAGCAGGGCAGGGGGAGGAAUGGGAGUGGACACUCAGGAAGCUGCCUGGGAAGCUUCCUGACCCAGUCUGUUGUAGAGAGCCAUUUUGCCCCAUUACACAGUUCCUAGAGCUGUGUGAGGUGAACAACUCCUCCCUGAUACUGUGCCGCUCUCCCAUGGUGAACUCCUCCAUUUUGGAUUCAAAGAUCACUGUACAGUUUCUGCUAGACAGUCUGUGCUUUGACUUCAGCAGUUUGAGCUCUCAGGCCUUCAGCUACGAACCCAACCCAGUCCUGAAGCCUCUGAACCAACAGGACCCUCUGAAGGCGUACCGCUACAACCCUGGCAGCUUCAUCCAACUCGAGGGGGACAACCUGGACCUGGCCAUCACCAAAGAAGAAGUGGUCGUCCUUAUAGGAGAGGGCGUGUGUGCUGUGAAGACCCUGACCAAAAACCAUCUGUACUGUGAGCCACCAUCUCAGCAGCCAAACUGCAGGAAAUGUGAGGGCUCUGACAACCUACCAGAAUUCAUGGUCCAAAUGGGCCACCUGAAUUUCUCUCUUGGCAAGGUUCAGUAUGACAACCUCAGCUCACCCACCUUUCCACUGGAGGCCCAAAUUGGAGUUGGCGUCGGAGCAUCCAUAGUUGCCCUGAUUGUCCUCAUUAUUGUGCUCAUUUACAGGAGGAAGAGUAAGCAGGCUCUCAGGGAUUACAAGAAGGUCCAGAUCCAACUGGAGAACCUUGAGACCAGCGUGAGGGACCGAUGCAAGAAGGAGUUUACAGACCUGAUGACGGAGAUGAUGGACAUGUCCAGCGACCUGGUGGGCUCAGGCAUCCCCUUCCUCGACUACCGGAUGUAUGCGGAGCGGAUUUUUUUUCCCGGCCACCGGGAGUCCCCGCUGAGGCGCGGUCUGGACAUGCAGGAGUGUCGGCGGCAGACGGUGGAACAGGGCCUGGUUCAACUAUCCAACCUCUUAAACAGUAAACUCUUCCUCACCAAGUUUAUUCACACUCUGGAGAGCCAGCGGACAUUCUCUCCAAGAGACAGAGCCUACGUGGCCUCCCUGCUGACAGUGGCUCUUCAUGGCAAGCUGGAGUAUUUCACAGACAUCCUCAAGACUCUGCUGAAUGAUCUGGUGGAGCAGUACGUGGCCAAGAAUCCCAAACUCAUGCUGCGAAGAACAGAGACUGUGGUGGAGAAGCUGCUGACCAACUGGAUGUCCAUUUGUCUCUACACAUUUCUCAGGGACUCUGCCAGCGAGUCUCUGUACAUGCUGUUCAAGGCCAUAAAACACCAGGUAGAUAAAGGACCGGUGGAUGCUGUAACACGGAAGGCCAAGUACACUCUGAAUGAUAACCGUCUGCUGCGAGAGGACGUGGAGUACAAGACGCUGACGCUGAAUGUGUUGGUGCAGAGUGGAGGAGUGAACGAGACCCAACCCCUGCCCUCAAAAGUGCUGGACUGUGAUACCAUCACCCAGGUGAAAGAGAAGCUCCUGGAUCAGGUGUACAAGAGCACCUCCUUCUCCCAUCGGCCCCACGCCGACUCACUGGAUCUGGAAUGGAGGUCUGGUGUUGCCGGCCAUCUCAUCCUGUCAGACGAGGACCUGACUUCUGUGGUGCAGGGCAACUGGAAGCGCCUCAACACUCUGCAGCAUUACAAGGUCCCCGAUGGUGCAACAGUAGCACUGGUGCCGCGACAUACCAAAAACAUUCACCAUGACAACCAUGAUUACAUCGCUGGAGAGAGUGAGUUCCUUUGCAAAAAUCAGUCAGUGGCUUAUUUCUCCUGUUCAGAGACUCCAAUGCUGGAGGAUGCAGAUGAGGGUGGCAUGAAGCUAUGGCAUCUGGUGAAGGCCAGCGAGGAGCCUGAGCUUCCUAAACACCGCAGAGGAAGCUUGAGGGACAGGGAGAGGGCCAAAGCCAUUCCUGAGAUCUACCUCACCCGCCUGCUCUCCAUGAAGGGGACAUUGCAGAAGUUUGUGGACGAUCUGUUCACAGUGAUCCUCAGCACCAGCCGUCCUGUCCCGCUAGCUGUCAAAUAUUUCUUUGAUCUGCUGGAUGACCAGGCAGGACAUCACAACAUCACCGACCCAGAGACCAUCCACAUUUGGAAGACCAACAGCCUCCCUUUGCGUUUCUGGAUCAACAUCAUCAAGAACCCCCAGUUCAUCUUUGACGUCCAGGUGUCGGACCAUGUGGACGCCGUUCUGUCUGUCAUUGCUCAGACCUUCAUGGACUCCUGCACCCUUGCUGACCACAAACUAGGGCGGGAUUCUCCCAUCAACAAGCUGCUGUAUGCCAGAGACAUUCCCCGCUACAAACAGAUGGUGGAAAGGUACUACGCUGACAUCAGGCAGACUAUUUCAGCCAGUGACCAGGAGAUGAACUCAGCCCUGGCUGAGCUGUCUAGGAACUACUCUGGAGAGCUCAACUACCUGGUUGCACUGCACGAGCUCUACAAAUACAUCAACAAGUACUACGACCAGAUCAUUACAGCUCUGGAGGAGGACACGACAGCCCAGAAGAUGCAGCUGGGAUACCGACUGCAGCAAAUUGCAGCAGCAGUGGAAAACAAAGUCACUGACUUGUGACAGAGGAGACUUCGACCCAUGUGAUGGUGUUGAUGUUCUCUGCAAUUGUCUUCCCUCCAGGCGCUUUGGUAAAAUAACGUAGACAGUCUCAGACCCUGAGUCUUGUGUAGAAAUAGGACGAACGACAGACAAUAGAAGAAACCUGAACAAAUACAAGCAGGAAUGAUCCGCGUUUACUGAAGGAUCCUGAAGAACAGAGCUGUUUUUAUUUUUCUUUCAGCCGAGAUCAAGCCUUUAAAAAGACAACGUGAGCUGAUCUAAAAACAGAUUACAUAGGGAUUUGUUAUUUUCUUUUCUCCAGAGUCAAUUUAAGGAAAUAAUGCCUCUUAUUCUUUUGUUCUUGUUACUGCUGUAUGUUGAGUUAUUUCUCUGUGUGCUUGUGUCUUGGGGCAUAUUUUCCUGUUAAUAACUGUCUCAUUCCUAAUUUUAUGGUACGAAGUGCUGGAAGCAACACAUUGGAUCUUUGAACAACCGGUACUUUAUUUUGAAAAACAUGAAAACUGACCUUAAGUUAGUCAAAGACCAAAGUGUUGGUCUAAAGCCUCAUAAAACAAACAUCAGAGUAGAAAAGGUUGCCACCGCCUCUACCUCAGCCUACUGUGCUGCAUCAGUGAUGUUCUAACACACUGAAAACAGCUUUAUACUUUUCAGCUGCUUCCAUCCACUAGUACAGCAGCACAGCCCAGGUGUGCCCUCAGAACCAGCUACACACACACACACACACACACACACACACACACACACACACACACACGUCAGGCGUUUUCUUUAAGCUGUUUUGUAGAAGCAUUUUAAGUGAAACCCAAUGUUUUUUUUCCUCUUUGUUUUUUUUUAUACCAGUUCAUAUUUUUUGUUUUAAGUUGUGGCUCACCUUGUUUGACUGAAUUGUCUCAACCUGAAGUAGUGGUACUCCAUAAAUCAUGUCUGUGUGCAUUUCCUGUAUUGAACCAAGAGUGGCACUUUUUCAUACCCUGACAGUUCAUAUGUUCAAGAUUUUUUUAAUUUCAGUAGGUGUCAUAUUUUCUUUACACUGAGUUUGAUAGUUUUCUUAGUGAGAGGCUGGAAUGACAGAUGCUGUACAGGCUAUUCAUUACAGUAUUUAUUUUAAAAAGAUGCCAGCUUCUCUGCUAAUGUUGUCCCAACUGGGUUAAAAAGACCCAGCUUUUUAAUGGCUGACACGUUCCAAAAGAAACCAAAAUCAAAGAGAAUGGACAUUUAUUUUAUGAGCUGCCUUAUUCGUCUCAGUGCAGAGUGUUGCUGUGUAUCAUGUCUGAUCUCAUCAGAAUGCAGCCUAGAGGCCUGUAGUUCCCAGACUCUUCUGUUGUUCACUGUUCAGAUGGACUGAAGCUCACCGGUACCAGUCGGAUGGAGAACUAACUGUUAGAUUGUACACAUUUGGCGAUGUAGAGCAGGCUCUGCAAGGAGCAGUUUUAAUGUUUCACAUUUUAUGUUGCUGUUGUUGUACAUACUGAUUUUAAAUGUAACCAUAGGGAUUUAACCUGUUAAUUAAAAUAAAAUGCAAAUGUUCACAGAUGUAAUAAAGUAUUCCUAAAAAAA
This is a messenger RNA of Fundulus heteroclitus (mummichog), 8904 nucleotides long. RefSeq names its product plexin b1b (gene plxnb1b). Gene Ontology annotation, molecular function: protein binding; semaphorin receptor activity. The record is from RefSeq and is a predicted model, not a curated record. Gene Ontology annotation, cellular component: semaphorin receptor complex. Lineage: Eukaryota; Metazoa; Chordata; Actinopteri; Cyprinodontiformes; Fundulidae. The coding region runs from base 592 to 7347 and encodes 2251 amino acids. The transcript has 40 exons. Gene Ontology annotation, biological process: negative regulation of cell adhesion; positive regulation of axonogenesis; axon extension.